AUGCAAUAAUGUACUCAUCAAUUAAAAGCACUGACAAUGUGAAACAACCUCCAACCAUUCCAAAGUGUUUAGUUGUACAUCUUUAGUUUGUCUGAAAUUGGACGUACCUGUAAACUGGGCUGCUAACAUUGUUAUCGCGUCUGCUGCACAGAAAUGACGGCAGAGCAAACUCUUCAGGGAAAAAAAUCGAUAUUUUCUCGUUUUUUCAUUCUUUUGCCCGUCUGAGUCGUCGCUUGCUGCUGCCCAAGCUUGUCGACAGUACACGCCUGUGCCUUGAAGACAUCCCCGUAACAAUCAUCAGAAAAAAAGAAAAAAACUUGUCGAUGAACGUGAGCGUUGAUCGAUCCUCAAAUCACUUUUCGCGAUGAUCUGCGCGUCGGAUCAGUCACCGAGCUGGGCAAACGCAGGCUUUCGACGUAAACGCACGCGGGCGUCGAUAGACAUGUCCUUUACGGCGUGCCGAGUUUGAAGCUCGCUUGGACGGCCCGUCAAGAUGUACCCGUUGUUCGAGACGGCCAGGUUGUUUUCCCUGGGCCCUACGCGGCGAGAUCGCCGUCCCACCAUCGUACUGUCGGCGUUCGGCGAAAACGCUCGUGGAUACGUCCUGGUACUGUCCUGCAGCAACGGCCACCUGGUGUUCUACUCCCGCCGCCCCUCAGAGCCCCAGCCCCGCGUCUGGAGCCUGCCCUGGUCCCCCACGGGGCGCCCCCACCGCGACGGUGAUGUGGCCGCCCUCUGCCUCGCACCCUGUGGCAUGCAGCUGGUCUUGAUCACCACCAGCUCCACCCUGCACACGUUUUGCCUCGCUGCUCUGCUGGAAACCGGGGGGCAGAGGUCGUGGAGUGCCGACGACACUGUAGGCAUUCGUCUCCAAGGUAACAGAGGAAAGCCGACGUGCAUCUGCUCAUGGCAAACACUGAAGGGGACGCUCGUCGUCAUCGUAGGCACAGAGCACGGGGAAGUGUGCCUGGUGGACCUGGCUGCCAGACGACAGGUCGGAGCAGUAGGUGUCGGGCAUGCGGUCACCGGGAUGGAAGUGGUAUCGAGCGCGGUGCGGCACGCCACCCAGCUGCUGGUGACCGACGCCGCACAUCACCACUGGCACCUGCUGCUGGAGGACAAGAGCAGUGGCCACGACUGGCUGAGUCACCAUUCACCGGCGCCAGGUGCCACUUCCGGUGGAGCAUCCGAGUGGCGGCUCUGGGCGUCUCCGGAUCGGGAGGAGUCUGCAACGCUCCUGGAGAGGUCACAGCCGCAGCAGCCGAGACGUAUUUCCAAGCUUGGCAAGGACGUCGUUCUUGGCCGGCAAGUGGUGCAGGGGCGUCAGUGCCUCACGGCCAACGACACCAGCACUUGCCAGCUUGAGGUGUACGACGGUGGCGACGUGGCCCGGCGCGCGUCGUGCGUGUUUGCGGUUCCCCUGGCCAAUGCCAGACACGUGGCGCUGACGGACCAGCUGCUCUUUGUCGUGGCACCCCAGGCAGCGGGCUGUUCCGACACCCAGGUGCACCUCUUCUCCAAGGCAGCCCUGGACCUCACCACAAGCUCCAAAAAGAAGGAGUGCACAGACCCCAGCCUGCAGAGGUUUACCCUACCGGAAGCGGUCCUGGCCCUCUACCGCUGCCCACAGUUGCCUCUCUCAGCAGGGAGCGCAGCCAAGGCCGAUCCCAGCGACGUCGAGUCGGCCCCACUGCCGUCGGAAACAUUCCUUGAGGGCUGCCUAUUGGUCACUCCUCGUAGCAUCUACCACUGCAGGCCCAGGUGUUCGGCGGAGCGCCUGUUCCUCCGCUUCACGGCGUCCCCCGCGUCACUUCCCUCCGCGGAGCACCUGGGGGCGCUCCUGGGCCUGGACAUCUUCUCGCUGUACGAGGUGGCCGCGGAAGUCCAGCUACUCCGCGGACAGUUUCCCCAGGCCGUCAGGCUCUACCAGUUGUCCAAGUGUCCUCAGCUGAAAAGGGUGGCCCACUUUGUGAGCCGGGGCUACCUGUCGGAGCUGCUGGCGUACGUGCAAGUGCUGUUCGGCACGAGGGCGGCCGAGAUCCCCUCCCAGGACCGGGUGCACUUUGCCAACGUGGCCGCCCUCUGCUUCGUGCAGCAGGUGCUUGCCAAGCGCAGGGCCCCGGAGAGGGACGCCGUCGCACAGGCCUUCAGGGAUUUCCUCCAGGAGAACCUGUACUACGACGCUUCGGUGGUCAUGCGGAUGCUCUCGGAGCAGCGCCUGUACCAACUGCUCUACCACUGCGCCCUGUUGCGGGGCCAGCGCCGGCUGAUGGUGGAGCAGCUCCUUCACUUCGACCCCAGCCUGGCAUUGGACUCCGCCACGUGCUCCGCUCUUGCCAGCCGAGGAUACGGAUCCCUCCUGGUCCAGUCUGCACACGACCAGUUUGCUGUGUGCGUGACCGACCCCGACCUGCUGCUGCCGCUGUGCUGCGACUCAGCCCUGUUGGGCAAUCACCUGCGGCUUCUUGCCGACCUGCUGCCGACGCUGGGUUUGGCCCUCGUUGGGAGGGUCGCCCGCAUGUACGACGCCUCUCGACCCGCUGUCGCACUCGCGGUGCGGCGCGUGCUCGCGGCCUCAUCCAAGCAGGGAAGAUAUCCUGGAUCUUCGUCGUCGCUGUCAACGGACUCCCUGGAUUUGACGCAAUCGGAGGACGACAGUGUGGCCGAGGAGGACGUGGUCAAGUUUCUAUUGUUUGUCCUGCUGACGCUGAACCGGAGGCGAGGUGGGACCAAGAGGUAUGCGUCGGAGCUGCUCCGGUGCGACCCCGGCGUAGCUCCGAGCUCGGAGCGUACGACGAGGCGGUCCGGAUCAUCCGAGCCGGAGCGCUCCGUCGCCUGCGGCCAGUCGCACUGCACCCUGGUGGUCCGGGGCAAGGCCUACACGUGGGGCAGGGCCCAGUUCGGAAGGCUGGGACAUCGGGAGGGCCACCGGGACGUCCUCGGUGCCACGUGCGUGGAGACGCUGGACGCCCUUCGGCUGAGGGUGGGCCAGGUGGACUGUGGCACCCAUCACACCCUGUUCAACACCGACGCGGGGGUGUUUGCGUGCGGCUCAUCCCGCUAUGGGCAGCUGGGGCUGGGGCCCCUGCAGAGGACCUGGGUGCCUCACCUGCUGGAGCCCCUGGCGCCCCACCGGGUGGCCCGGGUGGCCUGCGGCACCUACCACUCACUGGCCGUCACCGAGGAGGGGAGGCUGUUCACCUGGGGCUGGGGUGCCCACGGUCAGCUGGGCCACGGCACUUGCGACGACCAGCGGACUCCCAGGCUGGUGGCGGCCCUCGCACACCACAGGGUCACCGACGCCUCUGCUGGCUGUGGCCACACCGUGGCCCUCACCGCGGAGGGCCUGGUGUUUGGCUUUGGCUGCAACACCUUCGGCCAGCUCGGACUGGGACGGUCGCCCAAGCGCAGCACGCCCCAGCGGAUCGACCUGGGAGAACCAGUUCGGAUGCUCUCCUCAGGCUUCUUCCAAGUCUUUGCACUGCUGGCCGGCGGUAGGCUGCUCACGUGGGGCGCCAACCCCCAGAGCCUGCGGCUGCAGGCACAGUCGUCGCGACGCUCCCGCCUCCAGGCGGUCGUGGCGCAGAACGAGCUGCUCUCCUCCCUGGCGGGAGGGCCCCACGGCGGGAACCUGCGCCACCCAGCGGGACCUGCCCCGAGCACCAGCCCCGCCACACAGGCUUUGCUGCACGGUCACCAAGGCCACCUUACUCCGACGGAGUUUGACAUCUCCGGAGUCCGCGGGACAAUAGCGCAGAUUGCGUGCGGCUCCAACCACGCGGCCAUCGUCACCAAGGAGGGCCAGGUCUACACCUGGGGCCGAAACACCGAGGGCCAGUUGGGCCUGGGUCACCGGAAGGACCAGAAGAGUCCCCAGCUCGUGGCUUCUCUGGGCAAAGUGGUGCAGGUGUGCUGCGGGCGGGACUUCACCGUGGCGCUCGACGCUCAGGGCAAGGUCUGGGCCUGGGGUCAGAACGAUGCCGGACAGCUCGGGGUGAAGGUGUCCGAGGAAUGCACCGCGUCCCGCCACUCGAGGGUGCUCCUGAACCGGCUGAUCACGAUCCGCACGAGCCGCUGCCUGAUUACCAUCCCCCAGGGCCAGCGCACGGGUGAGCCCAGGCCAGUGGAGGUGGCCCCCCUGCCGCCCGAGAUCAUCCGACCGCCUCCGGACGACCUUGACCUCCUCCUCCGGCAGAAAGCGUGCCACAAUGCCCACGCCUCUCGCUGCUUCCCUGGCUUUGACCUGAGCUCUCUGGACGACCCGCCUUAUGGGCCCAAGGCACUGCACGCCGCACUCGAGGCAUUCCGGGGCAGCUACGAUCCGACGGCGGUCAUCAACCACUGUGUCGGGUUUUCCGACUUUCAGGCCGCAGCCAAGAUAUCGCUGCUCGAGGGGCAGUUUGCUCAGGCGGUGCAGUACCAGUUUCAAGCGCAACUGGCCGACGUCAAGGCGGACGCCUCGGUCCUCUCAGGGAGGGCACUCGAAGCGGUGAACUACUAUACCGGACUCAUAGACAAGGAGAGCAGCGAAGUGAGUGGAGCCUUCUUCGAGAAUAUUGUCCGCUUCUGGGAGGAGCGAAACCUGCCCGUGGAGCCCCUGGAGGAGCUGUUCCGCGCCUACCUGCCCGGAAUUGGAUACUCCCUGGGCCUGGUGCUCUUCUGUGCACCGCAGGAGGCGGCCUCUCGGUUUGCAUCGCGCCUGUCGACGAACCUGUGCCUGUCGCUGGCGGCGGCCAUGCGGGAGCGGGUGACGUCGGGGCGCCCCCACGGGGAGUUGAUCGGGGCGCUGCUGGAGCGCUCCGCCACGGGGGCCCUGGUGGGUCAGAUUCGGCUGGUGGACGAGAGCGCGGGCUGGGAGGCCGCCGUGCCCCCCCACCGCCUCUGGGACCAGCUGCUCAGGAGCCUCAGGCAGGGCCUGGCCCGCAAGACCGCCCUCGAGGUGUCUCCGUCGGAAGUGGAGCAGCUGACGCAGGCGCUGCUGGCGGAGCGGGCCAGCCGGGCGGCUGGCUCCCCCUGCGACGCGCUCUCGGAGUGUGCCUUGGUCUUCUCGUGCGGCCACCACAGUACCGCCACCUCCCUCCACCAGGGGGCACUGCCUCAGCUCCAGGACUGGCUGCUGCGCAAGCUGCCACGACCCCUCCCGCUCACGGCCAAGCUGCUCUCUGGGGGCUACGCCGCUCCCGGCAUUCUACCCCUGGCCUGCCCGCGUUGCGUCGUGGCCGAAGUGCGCAACAACUGGUGAUCCCCAGCUGCCUUCGCCGCUAAACCGGAUUGCAUCCCCCCACGUGUGUUCCCAUCGCCUUGCCGGAUGGCCGCCGAACUCUCGAAGCCACCCGUGGCCGGCACCUUGCCGGGUAGUUGCCAAGCCCCGAACUCCACCGGCAGCCGGCACUUCGUCGGGUAAUUUCCGAACUCUACACUACCGGCAGCCAACGCAUUGCCAGGUAGAUGCCGAAUCCUCAACGUCACCAGCUGCAACUGCUUUGACAAGUAGUUGCCAAACUUCCGAUACCGCCGGCAAACAUCUCCUUGGCGCUAGUCAGUGUGCAAACGAGCCAGUCAAACUGUCUUCUUCCCAGCCGGCCCAUGACCGUGUUUUGGCCCGUUGUGCGGCCAGCUUGGGAAGAACCAUUCGCCGGCUUCUCCAAACCCACUCGUGAAUGACGACCAAGGCUCGAGCGAGAGUCGUUUGUGGCCUAGCGAGUCGUUUGUCGUUGCUCGAAACUGAUCUCAGACUUGCGACUCUGCCAUUCAACUUAGAAAAUCUAGCCAGGUACUCAUUUUAGAUUUUUAAUUUGUGACUGAAUGACUGGCGUAGUACUGCUAGAGAGUGAUGCGAUUUUAUUUUGAGGAGACGGUGAUAUCAGUGACUGGCAGCUCAGUUCUAACUGCCUCACCAAUGGCUCUCUUGGAAGACUCGCUGGCAUCCGGUUUAGGUUUCUCGUGGCCUGUCGACUGAGUGUGGAGAGCCAAACUAGUCAUCCGACUCUCCGAGGCUUGAAAGAGCUCAAACCAGUUGUCGGGCUCUUUGAGGCUUCAUCGCAAUUGGCGCAGGUCUGUGGACUACAGCACACUGAAAGUAACUUUAUAUAGUAAUAACCGCGAUUGAAAGUGGUCAAGCCUGCAGCAAUGCACAGGGGAUUGACAGAAACCACAUUGGUUGUAUGGGCAAUACAGGUUUGCUGUGAGACGCUUUUUAGCAUCAUUUCACCGGCUGUUUCUUCAGCACUCACUGAGUCGCAAACUUACAGACUUAAACCAUUUGCAGUGCAAAAGUACUAGACCCGGUGCAUUAAAAAAUUUUCACCAUUUAUUUGAGCGUUAUAGUCUACGCCUAGAACCCCUCAACAUACCAAGUCGCGUCAUUUGUUUGAUAUAUCGCGAGUGUGUUAGGUCGACUUUAGUCUUCUAGAAUCUAGGAAAGAGACGAAACAGAUGUGUACAUAGCCCGUGUACGAACCUCAGGAAGUUUCUCACAAAGGCAAAGAGCACUUUAGUUUUAAUCAUGCUCCAUGUAGAUAUAGUCUCCCAAGGGUUGGGUUGCUGGGAAGAAAAAAAAAACUAAAUUUGUCGGCAGAGGAGGGGACAACGGUUCGGUAGUUCCGUAAACCCGAAGAUAGUAGUUGGAUCUAAAAUGGUAAAUCGUGUCGAGCGGACGUGUCAUCCGUGUCAUCACGAUAACACUCCUCGGCUCUUCCUUAUUGCCGAGAUGAAUGGCUACAGAGAAUACGAGCUACUCUAAAGAGCCAUAUUUCACGCCAAUAAAGAUUACCCAAACAA
Molecule: messenger RNA, 6780 nt
Organism: Ixodes scapularis (black-legged tick)
Lineage: Eukaryota; Metazoa; Arthropoda; Arachnida; Ixodida; Ixodidae
Exons: 32
Coding region: 494-5242 (1582 amino acids)
Molecular function (GO): protein binding
Source: RefSeq, a predicted model, not a curated record